GAACCAGGCUACACAACGAUAUCGACAAGCGUGCAAUUCAAAUUCGAGGCGACAAAAGAUCGAGUGCUGGUACGUUCUGUGUCAGUUGUUAUUUAUUUGACCACAUUUCACGAUUGUGAGUCAUUGCCAGACCAACCCGACCAUGCCUGAGGUGUCCAACGAGUACAAGCUGAACCAGUGUGCUGGCGAUGGCAUCUCCUCCGUCAAGUUUGGCCCCAACACCUCCCAAUUUCUCCUGGUGUCCUCCUGGGAUGAGACAGUCAGGCUGUAUGACAUUGAAUCUAACGUCAUGCGUACCAAGUACAAUCACACCCACGCAGUACUGGACUGUUGCUUCUAUGACCAAACACACACAUACAGUGCGGGACUAGACCACACAUUAAAGACAUUUGACAUCAACACAAAUACUGAAAGUGUGGUCGGUACCCAUGAGGCACCGGUGAAGUGCGUCGAGUACUGCUCAGAUGUCAAUGUCAUUGUGACAGGAAGUUGGGACCAGACAGUCAAGUUGUGGGAUCCUCGGACACCCUGCAAUGCUGGCUCCUUCUCUCAGCCAGAUAAGGUGUACACCAUGGCUGUGUCUGGCGACCGACUCAUUGUGGGCACAGCAGGCCGCAAGGUCCUGGUCUGGGACCUGCGUAAUAUGGGCUACGUCCAGCAGCGUCGGGACUCUAGCCUCAAGUACCAGACUCGCUGCAUCCGGUCCUUCCCCAACAAGCAGGGCUACGUCCUGAGCAGCAUUGAGGGCCGGGUGGCCGUGGAGUACCUGGACCCUAGCCCUGAGGUGCAGAAGAAGAAGUACGCUUUCAAGUGUCACCGGCUCAAGGUGGAUGGGAUCGAGAACAUUUAUCCUGUCAAUGCCAUUGCCUUCCACAACCUCCACAACACAUUCGCCACAGGGGGCUCGGAUGGUUUUGUCAACAUCUGGGAUGGGUUCAACAAGAAACGCUUGUGCCAGUUUCACCGCUACCCAACGAGCAUAUCGUCACUGGCUUUCAGCAAGGACGGGUCUGUUCUGGCCAUCGCAUCUUCCUACAUGUAUGAAGAAGGAGAGCAGGACCAUCCGGAGGAUGCUAUCUACAUCCGACGAGUCACCGAUCAAGAGACCAAGCCUAAGUAGGGGAAGUAAGAUUCCUCAGGGAGACACAGUGUCUGUAAAGUGUACAUACAGUGCCCCUUCUUGUUGCAUUUGGAGACAGUAGCAGAGAUGCUUGUGUCAGCCAAUUAAUGGUUAGUUCAUCAUAUCAACAUGGGAAUGCCAGACAUUGUUUAUGCAAGGCAACACCCUCUACAUAAGCUGGGUGCUUCCCCAUCAACACCCUAGAAGAUAAGUGACAAACCAGCCAUUAAUUAAAACCCCUUCAUGGUGGGAUUAUUUUGACCCUGACUGCUGGGCUGUGGUAUGCCCUGAAUGGAGGGUUUUGUCCAGCAGCAGGCCCCA
Molecule: messenger RNA, 1441 nt
Organism: Acanthaster planci (crown-of-thorns starfish)
Lineage: Eukaryota; Metazoa; Echinodermata; Asteroidea; Valvatida; Acanthasteridae
Product: mitotic checkpoint protein BUB3-like
Molecular function (GO): protein binding
Source: RefSeq, a predicted model, not a curated record